AUGAACUCACAUAACUGGUCUAGUUUUGACCAAACAGUUAUGUUUACUGAACAUUCAAAAAAUUCCUCAUUCAAUGUUACAAAUGAUAACUUAAACCCAAUAACUUUUUUUCCAAACAACCAUGAAAUUCAUACAGAUUUAUUUCAUUCAAACUCAGCAAACUUUAUGCAUGAAGAAUUGAAGCAACAGGAUCAUUCAUUUAUUUCAACUAAGAAUGUUCAACGUUCUUAUGUAACGAAAAAACAUCAGAAAUGCACUACAUCUGACAAUGUUAGUUCGCAAUGUUUUAUUGAACCCUCAUUAGUUGUCCCAACUGGUAUAAGACGUCGUGGUCCUAAAAAGAAGCCAGAUUCACAAGAACGUGUUGUUAGAAUGAAAAUGAGACGAGCUAGAGCUAAUGCACGUGAACGUAGCCGAAUGCAUGGAUUAAAUUCAGCAUUAGAUGCCUUAAGACAACACAUACCAUCUGCUUUAUUCGGUGGAUAUAUUUCCUUUGAUCUUGAUAAAAAAGAUGACACAACUAUCUGUACUACUCAUACAAAUCAAAAACAAAAUGAAAGUAAUAAAUUAUUCUCGAAAAAUCAUCAAACCAACAAUCCAAUAGAUCAAAUAAACAACAAUAAUAAUGUGAAUAAUUUUCAUCAAUUUGGUCAAAAAUUAAGUAAAAUUGAAACGCUUCGUUUAGCUUGUAAUUACAUUGGUCUUUUAGCUUCAAUAUUAAAUGAUAUACACUUUGAAUCGAUAACAGAUAUUAUAAAAUAUUUAUGUCAUGGUUUGUCACAGAUAACGACUAAUCAGAUUGCAGCUGCUUUACAAAUUGAUCCUUCUAGAUUAAUGAAGCAUCAUGUAUCUGAUAGUAAUGAAAAUAAGUUACCAUAUGAUCAUUCUUACAAAUCGUCAUCAUCCAUUUCAUCAUCACCAAUUGAUGAUGAUGAUGAUGAUGUUAAUUAUACAAAAAAAAUUCAACAAAAUGUUAUAAGGUCAAAUUUAUUACAAAAUAAAUUGACCGAUGAACAAUUAAUGAACCAUUUAGAUUAUUAUUAUUAUUAUUCAAAUAAUGUUUCAUUGACCAUACCAACUAAUCAGUCUACAUCAAUUUCAAAUGUUAGUCAAUCUCUAGGAAAUUGUUCAUCAAAUUGUACAGAAUUAUUAAAAUCUCAAAAUGAUCUAUUAAAUAAUAAAUUGUAUGAAUAUGAAAAUGUUGUAUAUGAUUGUGAACAAUAUGAAAUGAAUGAAUAUAGUUUAACAAUUCCUUAUUUACCUACUCAUUAUAAUGAAAAUAAUGAUAAUAAUCAGUUAAAUGAAUCAAUGAAUCAUGAACAUUCGAUGAACAAGACAAAAUUACAAUUAAUUAAUAAUGAAGAAAUAAAUUUUAUUACUCCAUUAGAAACUAGUAAUUCAAUUCAUAUUUCAACUGAUUCAAAGGAACCAAUUUUAAAUUCAGAUCCUGAUCUAAGAUCUUAUUCAUAUUAUUGUCAUUAUCAUCAUUUAAAUGGUCAUUAUUAUGAUUCAUAUUGAGUAAUGAAUAUUACUACUCGUUAUUACGAUUAGUAAUUAUGAAAAAAAGGUUUUUUUUAAUAUAAAGUAAUAUCGAAUUUGAUAAAUAUUAGUGAUAUUGUUAAUAAUAGUUGAAGUCAUCAUAAAUUACAUAAUAUGAUCCAUGAUGAUCAUUAAUACAUUUCAAUUAUAUAAUGAUUAAUUUAAACAAAUCAUUUCAUUUCAUUCCUUCAAUUGAAAAGGAUCAAUAUUAACAUGAAUGAUUGUUUUCAUUCUUUGUAAUUGUUUCUUUUAAUUUUAUC
Messenger RNA from Schistosoma curassoni, 1799 nucleotides. The record is from the annotation of a GenBank genome assembly. Lineage: Eukaryota; Metazoa; Platyhelminthes; Trematoda; Strigeidida; Schistosomatidae.